CCUCCCAUGGAGCUCACACACUGUGCUGUUUACAGCAGGCAGAAGGGGGAGCACUGGUGGCCUCUGGAAGUCUGACCAGGAUGGGGCUGUGCCUGCCGUGUCUGGGGGGAGCAGCUGAAGAUGUGGUGGAGACCCCGGACCCAGAACUGAGAAGAAGACAACUAGCAGAUGCCGCCGAAAAGAGGCAGAUGGAAGCAUCUGCUCGGGGAGUGAAAAAUCCACAGUCAGUAGAACAAAAGAAAAAGAGAAUGGAGGAAAUUGAUAAAACAACCUCUGAUUCUAUUCCUGCUGGAGGUGGUGGAGGACUUAGGUGGCAAGUUGGCUAACGAAGUUGGAAUUCUGAAGAGUAGAAAAAACAGAUGAUAUUGAAGGAAGUUCUCCAUUAUUCAACUUUUGCCGUUGUUUGUGCCGCCAUCGGGCAGACGGUAUAUACAAGUGGCUAUAAAGCUGUUCUUGCUCUCGGAUUCCUGCAUUCUAAUGCUUUGUAAUUUAAAUGCAGCACUUGGAAUACCCUAGAGGGUCCUUUCUUACUGAAUUUUCACCUAAUACUAAGGAGUUAAUAGGACAUGAAAGCAAUUUGUAAACCUAUAUUUUUAGAUGAUGCAUUUAUGAUUUUGGAAAUUGAAUCUGCCAGGUACAUUUUUGGCAUAAAUACACUACAUAGUAAAUAGUAUUGAACAUAUCUAUAUAAUAAAAAUGUCAUUCCCCCCAUGUUGUUUAAACCAUAUGUGUUUAGGAAUUGCUUUUAAUGUCCUUUAACACCAUUCCUUAUCACGUGUUCUGCAAGGGAAAUCAAACCCAAACAUUUUCUUUUGUGAUUCAGACAAAAUAUACAUUUUGAAAGAAGUUCCAAUUUGCUUUGUUUCUAUUGUUUUAUUUGUUGAAGAGAUACAUAGGUAGGUGUCUGGAGUACUACAUGCUGUCAUCUAGUGCUUUUGCAUAUGUAUAAAAUUCUUGCAAAACUGCUGUCAUAUAGUGUUCCAGACACAUGCAUUCCACUGAGCUAAAGUCCCUGUUUUUCAACAAUGAUUCAGAAUCAUAAUUGAUGAUUCAGGUGGAACAUGCAAUUUUAAGCAACUUUCUAAUUUACUCCUAUUAUUUUUUCGUUCUCUUGGUAUCUUUAUUUAAAAAAGCAAGAAUGUAAGCUUAGGAGACGGCCCAUUUUUGGUUCAGCAUGUGGGUAGCACUUUCUGAUUGGUGUCUAAAUGAAGCAAUCAAUCAGCAAGUUCUACCCAGGUGCUUAGCCAAAAAUGUGUCGGCUCCUAAGCUUACAUUCUUUUUUUUUUUAAAUAAAAAAGUACCUACAGAACAAAAAAAUAUUAAUAGGAGUAAAUUAGAAAGUUGCUUAAAAUUGCAUGCUCUAUCUGAAUCAUGAAAGAAAAAAUUUGGGUUUAUAUCCCUUUAAGCAAUGACUGUUCUAAGUUUACUGUAUCUAUUUUGUAUCAUGUGUUGUAUGAAAUGAUUGUAUGUGAUCACUGGAGUUUACAAGCAUUUAUGGAAAACAUUUUUUUUUUCUCCCAAAAUCUUCUAGUGCCUUUCUGUGCUCAUUGGGUAUGCGCUAUUAUCCAAUUAAGAUACUGCUAUUUGUAAUAAUUGUAUGUGCAAAAUGUUACUAUGUUGCUUUUUUUCAAGGUGAUUAAGAUAUAAUGGGGAAAAUGAAAGAUGAAGAAAAUAUGGUUUAAAAAUUACAGUCCAAUAUGUAUGAAAAACUAGGAACACAAUUUAAAGGGCUGUUAUAAUGAUAAAAUUGCAUGCUCUAAAUCUAUAGAUCAUGUAAUUUUGUCACUAGCAAUGCUAUGUGUUUAAUCCCUGCAAAGUGGUUAAAGACAUAGUUUAAAGUGCCUCUUGGGAGCUGCAGAGCACUGCUGGUCCAAAGUGGAAACUGCCUCUGAUUCAAUCAGCAAAUCUAGUUGAGCAUGUCAUUUUAUCACUGUAAUAGCUCUUUACAUAAUAUUGUUUUAAAACCACAAUUUUAUUGUUACCGUGGCUAUAGCUGUUAACUUGCAUUUCAAGAAUUAUUAUUAUUAUUAUUUAUUAUUAUCGGUUAUUUGUAGAGCGCAAACAGAUUCCGCAGCGCUAAAUGCUUUAUAAUUUUGGUCAUAAACCAAAGUCUACUAAGACCAUUUUCUGGUUUCAUCAGGGGAGUGUCAGAGAAAUAAUAAAAAGGGACACUAUAUUUUUUUAAUUAGCAAACCUAUAUUAAAGGAAUAUGAAGGAGCAAUAAAAAAUGCUUGAGCAUUUCAUUGUUGCUGUAUUGCUUGAACAACAAAAGGAUUGGACUCAUAGCUAAUGUCAGCUCUAGAUCAGCAAUGCAAUAUUAGCAUAACACAGACGCUGCCAAACGCCUGCCUUGUUCGGCUAAAGAUCUGCAGUGAAUUGCCAUUCUGGAGCUGUCUUUAACUAUGUGCUUAAACUCUUUGCUGGGGUUAAACACAUGGUUCUGUUUACAAUGUUCUUUAGCACACUAGAGCAUUUUGUUAAUGUUCCUUUAUGUCCCUUUAAUAAAGAUUACAAUUAAGAUA
Messenger RNA from Bombina bombina (fire-bellied toad), 2522 nucleotides. It is a transcript of the gene SVIP, whose product is annotated as small VCP interacting protein. The coding region runs from base 81 to 326 and encodes 81 amino acids. The transcript is spliced from 4 exons. Gene Ontology annotation, cellular component: endoplasmic reticulum membrane. NCBI's taxonomy places the organism in Eukaryota, Metazoa, Chordata, Amphibia, Anura, Bombinatoridae. Gene Ontology annotation, biological process: positive regulation of autophagy; negative regulation of VCP-NPL4-UFD1 AAA ATPase complex assembly; negative regulation of retrograde protein transport, ER to cytosol. The record is from RefSeq and is a predicted model, not a curated record.